Messenger RNA from Aethalodelphis obliquidens (Pacific white-sided dolphin), 2706 nucleotides. RefSeq names its product death domain containing 1 (gene DTHD1). NCBI's taxonomy places the organism in Eukaryota, Metazoa, Chordata, Mammalia, Artiodactyla, Delphinidae. The record is from RefSeq and is a predicted model, not a curated record. Gene Ontology annotation, biological process: signal transduction. Gene Ontology annotation, molecular function: protein binding.
AUGCAUGAUGAAUGUACUCCACUGCAGACAAUGUCCACCAUUCAAGAUAUCAAAGCAACAGGCAUUGCUGCAAGAGGGGAACAAAAUGUCAUAGAAACAGCUACUGUUUCUCCCACAAAUGGAGAGGAAAGUCAUUACACAAACCAGGUUCAGUUAAAAAAAAAAAUACAUAGGAGUUCAGAACUAGUGGGAAAAUAAAACAAUACAUCAUUGAAGGGAGAUGUAACAGGGCAAGAAGAGUCACAGAACAAAAUGUUCCCAGAUAAUGCAGAAAAUGAAGAUGAUAAACAAAUAGAACACAUGACUGUUGAGAACAUAAAUAGCAACAGGGAAGAGAUGCAUGACAUAAUCCAGACAAGAGAAAGAGAAAUUCAAGAGACCUCAGAAAGCCAAAGUGAAGAGAUUACCACAUCCUCAACAACAUGUGAUAUCUCCAGUAAUUAUGUGAAUAGUCCUCUUCCCAGUGAUUCAGAGAGUCUAAAGCAAAAGCAUAACAUCAUGGAAAAGGAGUAUCUUGAUGUGCUGAGUGAUGAUACUGUCACCCAAGUGUCUUGUUAUAUUACAGCACCAUCCUAUGUUCUACAACAUCUAGAAUGCUGGAUAAUUAAUAGCAUGAGUUCUUUAAUAGUGAGUGAUAAUGAAGAAUUGGUCAGCAAUGUUAUCACUGUAGAGUGCUCAGAUAUGGAAAAGAGAAUUCCAUUUCCAAUAUGCAUUGCAAUUCCAUUUACUGAACGUUACAGGGGAAAUUAAGACAUCAUGGUGAAAGUGUCUGAUGUAGACCUUCAAUCAAGUUACCUGACUCCAAAUUCACUGGAAGGAAUGAGAGGAAGUUACAAGGUGACCUGUGCUGAAGUGAAAGUUUAUAAGUUGGGUAUCUUUUCUGUUGUGUCUUGUUUAAAGAAAGAGUCCUUGACAGUAACAAAGAAAGGCCUUACUCUUAAGCCAAGCAUGGAUUCUCAAAUAUCCUUAAAUCACCCUCCAGGAGUUUUCAGCUCACCAGUACUUGUACAAUUAAAGGUCCAACCAAUUGACCCAUCUCUGGUGGCAUAUUUAAAAACUCAGCAAGAUACUUCCUACUCAGUACUAUCCACAAGCCCUCUGAUUCAUGUUCAGCACCCAUCAACACAUCUUUUCCAGAAGCCAAUCACUGUACUCCUACCUUGCUCUACACACCCUGAUAAAAAAAAUCUUGGGUCUGAGAUAGAUCAUAAAAGAACAGCUAGUGCCACAACAAACAGAAUCAUACCUUUAUACCUCAACUGGACAAAAAGCACUUCCAUAAGAAAACCUGGGAACAAUGCUUGUGAAUCUUUGAAAUUACUGGGAUUCAGAAGCCAAGACAGUGGUUGGUUUGUGCUUGAUGGUUUCGUGGUAAGAACCGUGCAAAGUGGCUUGAUAUCAUUUGAAUUGUGUGAACAUUUAGAGAGGUUUAUAGUGCUUCACCUGUCUUCCAUUGUGGACAAUAGCCAUUUGGUUUCUUUUGUGAAGUCUUUGGAGGAAGCCAUGCUCAGCAUCACUGUUUGCAUUGUACUUUAUCACCAGAAAGACAAUCCACAUAGAAUUGUCAUUUUAGUGGUGCUUUCUAAAGAUUUACAUCAGGUGCUUAGGAACUUGCGCUUGGAAGCGUCUAGUGGUCCUCCAGAGCCAUCUCGCAAUUUCCAAGUGAAAGAAGAACAACUCCUUUUAAGGUUUACUGGAAACAUAUUUGCUUCAAGCAAUGGGAAGGAUUAUGGAAAAGACUACAAGCUUAUUUUUCAUUUACAAAGGAAACCUAGACUGGAACUCCAAAUCAAAGAGGUGGAUGAAUUGGGAAACUAUAGCUGCCCUCAUUAUAAGGGUACCAUUGUAGUUUAUAAAGUACCUAAAGAAAAGAUAGUCCACAACUUGGAUCAAUCUCUUAUACUUAACGAAAACAAUUAUCAGUUGCCAAUUUGCAAAUUACCAUUGAAAUUGCCAAAGGACAGAGUGGCAACUUUUAACCUCUCACAUGUUAGUCUGGAAACCGAAAGUCUAGCCCACUUCUUCAUGCCAGUCAACUGCUUGUCCACCGCUCUGUGCUCAGGUCCACACUGUGAUUCUAAAGUAGCAGGGGAAAUGCAGCUCUUGGACAUCGUGGAACUGGUGGAACCAGGGAAAGUGAAAGUGCUGGGGUCUGAGGAAUAUUUUGAGCAGUUCCUGUUUCCAGUCAUCAGCAAGAUGCAGGAGACUACUGUGUCUUGCACCGGAGUGCACAGGAGAGCAUAUAGGCAGAAUAGGAGCAAGUUCUUAGAGCUUGUUGAUCACAUUCAGUAUCAUUUCAUAACCCUGGGCAUCCCUGUAGUUGACUGCAAUGUGAAAGCCCUGUGGGACAACUUGCUCUACUGGCUGGCAGACGAGCUCUCAGAAGAAAACGCCCUGUGUCUCUUCUCAUCCCUCCCCCUUCGCCACAGCACCAUUCAGCUCAUCAAACUGAAGAACCCUGAUGAUCUCACAGGCCAGACCCACGACCUUCUUUGCUUUUGGAAAAGAUCACUCCCAAAUUCCACGGACAAACUUCGUCUUCUGGCUCGCCAUCUCCGCAAGAUCGGCAGGAGUGACCUUGCAGAAGAGCUCAAAUUCAAGUGGGAAAAUAAAGUGUUCACUGAACCCCAGCAGCGGUCUGAUGUGGUGGAGUUCAGCCCCGUUGCUCUUUCUUUUGCCCUAGGAAAAGUGUCACAGUCGGUUUGA